AUGUCUAUAGAGACUAUUGAACGACUGUCAAAUGCCAUUCCUAAUGUAGUUCACGUCGAAAGACCCUACUUGGAGAACGCCCUGAAAAUCAAAAAGUUGCAAAUUGCCAAAGGCCCCAUUGAUAAGGAAGUGAGCGAUGCCACAUCUAAAGUGACAAUGUGGGAGACUGAGCUGCACCAGUUAAAUUCGUGGUCUCUUCAGUGGUUCUUCGCAAAGCUGACAGUAAAGAAAAGGGAAAACAUUAUAAUGCGCUCAGCUUGUACUCUUCAAGCUGAGAUAGAUCGUGCCGCCAAAUGUUUAGAAAAAGCAAACAAAGUCCUUACAGAAGUCGAACAGAAAGCAGCAGAAGAAGAUGAACAAAUCAGAAGUGUAGAAACAAUGAACGAAAAAUAUUACGUUGAUUACAGAGCUCUAGAAAAGUACCGUGAAGAUUUAGGCAUACUUUUGGAUGAUGCUUUGAAGGGCAAUACUUAUGCUACUGUAGACAUGAUGAAACGCACUUUGGAUGAUUGUAUAGAAAGAUGUCGACAGAAUGAGGAUAAGAUGAAGAGACUGGAGAAAGUAAAAGAUCUGAUUAGAACUGCAGAUUUAUCCUUAAUGGAAGGUAUAAUCGAACUACGAUCUUCCACUUUGACAGAAAAGAUGAUGGGCGAAGGCAAGGUCUACUUCCCUCAAGUUGCUUUUGAUUCUUUGAAACAGGCCCGUGAAGAAUGUCCUGAGUUGCCUGGAUUCCCAUCACCCCAGGAGUAUGUUAAUGAAGCAGACAAUACUGGUGCAUACUACUCACCAAUGCAAAAAUAUCUGUGGGACGUGCGUAAAAAGUUAGCUGAACUUAUCGUUUGGUGCGAUCAACAGAUAUUGGUCUCUUUAGAUAUUGAUACCGAAUUGCAAAUUGAGGUUGGUUUAAAGACAGAUGAGUAUAAUUUAGAAAGAUGCAGAGUGUAUAAAGAGUUAUUAUAA
Messenger RNA from Mycotypha africana, 960 nucleotides. RefSeq lists its product as uncharacterized. Bases 1 to 960 code for a protein of 319 amino acids. The transcript has 5 exons. The record is from RefSeq and is a predicted model, not a curated record. Lineage: Eukaryota; Fungi; Mucoromycota; Mucoromycetes; Mucorales; Mycotyphaceae.